Messenger RNA from Tinamus guttatus (white-throated tinamou), 1630 nucleotides. NCBI's taxonomy places the organism in Eukaryota, Metazoa, Chordata, Aves, Tinamiformes, Tinamidae. The record is from RefSeq and is a predicted model, not a curated record.
AUGGACAAAAAAACAAUUCUAGAAGAGCUUCUUUUAAAGAAGUCACAACAGAAGAAAAAAAUUUCACCAACAAAUUACAAAGAACGUUUGUUUGUUCUGACAACAGCAAACCUUUCUUAUUAUGAAUAUGACAAAGAGAAAAGAGGAAGCAAAAAGGGCUCAAUUGAUAUUAAGAAAAUCCGAUGUGUUGAAACAGUGAAUCUUGAGGAAUCGGCACCUCCUGCAAGACAGUAUCCAUUUCAGAUUGUGUACAAGGAUGGCCUACUCUAUGUCUAUGCGGCUAGUGAACAGAGUCGGAACAAAUGGCUGGCAGCUUUGCAUAAAGAAAUUAAAGACAAUUCUGAUUUACUAAACAAGUAUCACAAAGGAUUCUACACCAAUGGAAAGUUUCUUUGCUGCAACCAGACGUGUAAAACAGCCCCUGGAUGCACAAUCUGGGAGAAAUAUGUGGGUCUACAUUGUACAACCAAGUCUGUGAAACCGCUGCCUCCCAUCCCUCAGACCCUGGAAUCAGUUAUUAGAGAUAGGCUUCUGCAGAAUGGCACAUUUCACCUGAAGACCAGGGUCAAAGAUAGCUUGCACUGCAUCUCCCUUUCAUUUUAUUUCAAAAAGCAGAAGCGUAGAAGCCUACCCCAGGUGCUAUCACCAGAGAAGUCAGACCUGAAGGUAGCUUUGGCCCAGUACAAUUACGAACCCACAGCAAAAUCAACUAUUCGGCUUGUUAAAAGCAAUAAAUAUUUUAUACUGAAAGAAGAAAAUUCUGACUGGUGGCGAGUAAAGGAUUUGGAAGGGAAUGAAGGUUUCGUACCAAGCUCUUACUUGAGAAAGUUAUCUCUGAGUGAUGAUGAGCCAAGAAGUAAAAAAGGAGCAAUCAAACAUUACCAUGUGCACAAAACCACUGAAAACAAGUAUUAUCUCGCUGAAAAAUACUGUUUUGAAUCAAUUUCCAAGCUUGUUCACUACCACCAGCACAACUCAGCCGGUAUGGUGACAAGGCUCCGGCAUGCAGUGUCUACCCAAGCAAAUAAGGUCCCAGCCACAGCCUCAUUAGGAAAUGGAGUUUGGGAGCUGAAACGAGAAGAAAUUGUAUUGUUGAGAGAACUAGGGAGCGGUCAGUUUGGAGUGGUGCAUCUUGGAAAGUGGAAGGGACAAUAUGAUGUGGCUGUAAAGAUGAUCAAGGAGGGAGCAAUGUCAGAAGAUGAAUUCAUAGAAGAAGCUCAGACCAUGAUGAAACUUAAUCAUCCCAAGCUUGUUAGACUGUACGGUGUAUGCUCAAAAUCGUAUCCCAUCUACCUAGUAACAGAAUACAUGCCUAAUGGCUGUUUGCUUAGCUACUUAAGGAGUCAUGGGAAGGAACUGCAACCUCUUCAGCUUCUGGAAAUAUGUUAUGAUAUUUGUGAUGCUAUGGCCUUCCUGGAGAGCUGUCAGUUCAUACACAGGGAUUUGGCUGCUAGGAACUGCUUGGUUGACAGCAAUCUUACUGUGAAAGUAUCUGACUUUGGGAUGACUAGGUAUGUUCUAGAUGACCUGUAUAUAAGUUCACUAGGAACUAAGUUCCCAGUGAAGUGGUCAGCACCAGAAGUUUUUCAUUAUACCAAAUAUAGCAGCAAAUCAGAUGUAUGGGCCUUUG